CAUUGCAUCUGCAAGGGCUUUCAAAGCCUUUUUUGUGAAUAAAUCCUGUAAAUAGCGACAACAAAUGUAUUCAUGUGAUGGUUGACGUGGCACAAGAUGCAAAGAUACUACUGAAAAAUCCGAAUUUUCGUGAGGACGACAACGAGUGUAUAAUGUCAUCAAGAGACGAGCAAAAUUCUUGGUCUCAUGAUCAUCAGGAUACUUUUGAGAUUGACGAUGAAGAAGAUGUUGCACUCGCGAAAAAGGGAGGGCCAGCAGUAGUUGUUACUUCUGACGAGACAAACGAGAUACAACGGACAACGGAUCGCAUUGCAAGCACAAUCGACGGAUAUGAGGAUGAAUUUUACGAUGAAGACGGUCGAUUGUACGACAACUCGAACACGGAUCGUGUCUCAUGGCUUGGAAACGACGAUGAAAUAGCUGAAAUGGAUUUUCAUACGAUGAUAGGACAGCAAAAUUGGUUAAGUACUCGUGUGGCAUCCGAUGAGGUCAUUUACCAAUCGAAAAAACCAAAAUGUAAGAUGGUUGGGAAAUAUGUGUUUGGCGAUUUACUCGGAGAAGGCAGUUACGGGAAAGUUAAGGAGCUCUUGGAUUCGGAUACACUUCGUCGGAGGGCUGUGAAAAUAUUGACAAAAAAGAAAUUGCGACGAAUCCCAAACGGAGAGCAGAACGUAGCACGUGAAAUUCAGUUACUUCGCUUAUUGAAACACAAGAAUGUCGUCGAGUUAAUUGACGUGCUGUACAACGAGGAAAAACAAAAAAUGUAUCUUAUAAUGGAUUACUGUGUUGGAGGAUUGCAAGAGAUGUUAGAUUCAGUGCCCGAAAAAAAAUUUCCCUUCUUUCAAGCACACAACUAUUUUUUGCAGUUGUUAGAUGGCUUAGAAUAUUUGCAUGGGCGUGGAAUUAUUCAUAAAGACAUUAAACCGGGAAACUUGCUCCUAACACUCGAUCAAACAUUGAAAAUUUCGGAUUUUGGAGUUGCAGAGGCUCUCAGCAUGUUUUCCGAAAACGAUGAAAUAACUACGGGUCAAGGUUCGCCUGCAUUUCAACCUCCUGAAAUCGCAAAUGGGCAUGAUAAAUUUCCCGGAUUCAAGGUAGACAUUUGGAGUUCGGGCGUGACACUUUACAAUAUCACUACAGGAUUAUAUCCAUACGAGGGGAAUAACAUUUAUAGACUGCUCGAGAGCAUUGGGAAAUGUGAAUGGAAGCCCCCUGAAUGGUUGGAAUCAAAUUUGGCAGAUUUACUUGUAAAUAUGUUGCAAGAAAAGCCCGAAGAUCGUUUUACAAUACCACAAAUACGAAAUCAUGCAUGGUGUCGUCUAAAAAUUGAAGAAGAUUCUUUGCCCGUGCCAAUUCCGCCGCUCAAAGGUGAUAAAUUACGUAGUUCAACCGUUUUGCCUUAUCUGCAAUCGUAUCAUUACGAUACAAGUCGCGAUACAAUGACGAAUGUUUAUCUUACAGAACAUGAAUUGAAUGAGCUUGAUCCUCAUCAAGCAUCCGCACAAUUAACCAUUACGAGUAGUAAUAGUGCCCCAAACUCAAGUAUACAUUUACAAAAAACGACAAACAAUAGCAAUAACGUUUCUGCAGCAAAUCCGAAUUCUGUUGCGGGCGCAUCAUCAACCAGUCAUAAAAAUAAUACAAAUAGUUCUAAAAAACGACAUAGAAAACCGCUUUCUUGUAUUUCAGUUAAAAAGUUAUCGCAUUGUCGGCAAUCUUGAACAAUGUUUAAUGCUAUGCCAUUGUUAAGCAUAAGUAACUUUUAGAGAAACAUAAAAAUGUGAGUAAUCUCGUCAAAAACUUGAGAAAAGGUACCUUAAUUAGUGAUGAAAACCCAAUGAAAGAAAUAAUAUUAUAUGUGCAAGAAAAAAAAAUCCCUAAAGACGGAUCCAUUUGUUUUUUUUUAUUAAUACCUAUUUAUAAAAAAAGAUAUAAAUAUGAAAACAAACUAUUUAAGUAGGUUAUUGGCUUUUUAGAGACUUUGAAAUCCGAGAGGGAACUUUUUUGGGAUAUAAUUUAAGUUUUUUUUAUUGAUAACAUGUACAAACUUGCCGCCGUACUUCAGAAACAUAAAGAUAAAACUAUAUAUUGAACAUCCAGUUGAACAUUUGAAAGGAAAUUGAAAUUGUUCCAAACUAUAUAUAAAAAAAAAAUAUCACAAUAAUACUAAAAGAAAUUGAAAAAAAAAAUGAAUAAAUGAAUG
Culicoides brevitarsis is the source of this 2203-nucleotide messenger RNA. RefSeq names its product serine/threonine-protein kinase stk11 (gene Lkb1). The coding region runs from base 78 to 1721 and encodes 547 amino acids. NCBI's taxonomy places the organism in Eukaryota, Metazoa, Arthropoda, Insecta, Diptera, Ceratopogonidae. Gene Ontology annotation, molecular function: ATP binding; protein kinase activator activity; protein serine/threonine kinase activity. Gene Ontology annotation, biological process: intracellular signal transduction; glucose homeostasis; regulation of cell growth. The record is from RefSeq and is a predicted model, not a curated record. The transcript has 4 exons. Gene Ontology annotation, cellular component: cytoplasm.